Messenger RNA from Brassica oleracea var. oleracea, 1109 nucleotides. RefSeq lists its product as uncharacterized. The coding region runs from base 85 to 957 and encodes 290 amino acids. The transcript is spliced from 2 exons. The record is from RefSeq and is a predicted model, not a curated record. NCBI's taxonomy places the organism in Eukaryota, Viridiplantae, Streptophyta, Magnoliopsida, Brassicales, Brassicaceae.
AAUUCAAGGAAAAAGUCAGAAAAAAAACCCCAACUCAUUAAAGCAAAAUCGGAUCUGUCCUUUGUCCGUAGAAGAAGAAAGAAGAUGGGAUUGCUCUCGAACAAGAUCUCCAGAGAUGAACUCAAAGCAGGCGAUCACAUCUAUUCAUGGCGUUCUUACAUCUAUACCCAUCACGGAAUCUAUGUAGGAGAUGGGAAAGUCAUCCAUUUCACACGUGGAGGUGGUUUAGAGAUCGGAACAGGGACUAUUCUUGACAAGAUCAUCGUUAGUUCAGUUCCUAACCACGGAGGAGACAACCCUUGUCCUGAUUGCGGAGACCAAACAGAUCACAACGGUGUCAUCACUUCUUGUCUUGACUGUUUUCUCUCCGGAGGAAACCUCUAUCUCUUCGAGUACAAUGUCUCCAAGGCCAUCUUUCUCGCCAAGCAGCGAGGAGGUACCUGCACUAUAGCAGCUUCAGAUCCUCCUGAAGACGUCGUUGACCGCGCGAAGUUCCUCCUAUUGAGAAAUGGGUUUGGUGAGUAUCAUCUCUUGGACAACAACUGCGAAGAUUUCGCCAUUUAUUGUAAAACUGGUUUGCUUGUGUUGUCGGUGACCAAGUCGGGGAGUAGUAGCCAGGUGAAUUCGGUGUGUGCGGCGGGUGGUGUUGUUACUUUGACACUCAGGGCUUUAGGGGUGGGAACGAGUGGUUCCUUGGCGACAGCGUCGUCUCCAGCUUUGACGGUUUCUGCUUCAACGAGUGCUCUUUCUACGACGCUUGGAGCUGUAGCUACUGGUGUUGGAGCCGUGGCAUUGACGGGAUAUGGUAAUUACUGUAUUAGUCGUUUGGCUUAUGACGUUGGUGUGAGGAAAGAUGUUCGUAAGGUCCCUGUGGAAGAGCUCGUAGCACUUAUGGCAGUUAUACAAGGGAAAUCUGAAUCAGACAACAACAACAAGAUCGAGUCUAAACUUAAUUAGCAUUUGUUUUGGUUAAUGAGUUGAUGACUAAUUUGUUAUGUAUCGUGUAAACUGUGUUUUAACUAUUUUAUGAAACUGGAACAUACAGUAAAAAUAUAUACAAAAAGAUAGCGUAUAUGAAACUAUAAAUCAAACACUAUUACAAAACUUGU